Gadus chalcogrammus (walleye pollock) is the source of this 5217-nucleotide messenger RNA. RefSeq names its product pleckstrin homology domain containing, family M (with RUN domain) member 1 (gene plekhm1). The coding region runs from base 237 to 3596 and encodes 1119 amino acids. The record is from RefSeq and is a predicted model, not a curated record. Lineage: Eukaryota; Metazoa; Chordata; Actinopteri; Gadiformes; Gadidae. The transcript has 12 exons.
UUUCACUCAAACUACCAUGAUGCACCGCUCCUCCCUUAUGUCAAUCGGCUCGCUUGUCGAGGAACACAAACUCCUGGAUUUGACUUUUAUUUCGGAUUAAUGAAUACCGUGUUCCAGAUAAGGAUUCGGGUAUCUGUUCACCCUGACAGAAGCCGUGUCGCUGUUUGAGGUGUGUAAUGACAAGAUAUGUAGCUCGCAUGUAAGCUGCGGGGGACUGGUAUCUCAUAUGAGGUGCCAUGCUGGCCACACAGACUCCAGACCUGACCGCAGAAGGCCAGGACAUCAGACAGCUGAUCAAGGAGAAGCUAGCCCUGUCCCUCAAGGCGCUGCAAAAGCGCUACGUAGAGUCGGACACGGCGGUGACCAGCGACGACAGCGAUGCUAACCUGCUGUGCUGCGCACUGGAGGCCAUCUUCAUCCACCGCCUCAAGAACAAGUACGUCCACUGUGAGGCAGGGGGGCGGGGCCGCAAGGACCACAGGCCCCUCCCCCAACCCUCCUUCUGGAACCUCCUGAAGACCGUCACUCAUUGGGACGUCAUCACGGAGCUGGAGAAGCUGAGCUUCGUGGGCACGGAGGUGGGCCGCAGCCGGGCCUGGCUCCGCCUGGCGCUGAACCACGGGCUGCUGGAGUGCUACCUGGCCUCCCUGUUCCGGGACGGCUCGGAGCUGCCGGCCUUCUACCAGCCCAGCGCCCUGCUGCUGCACCCCGAGGACCGUGAGGUGCUGCUCAGCUACGUCCAGGGCCUGGCCUCGCUCUCCUUCAGCCUCUCGUACAAGUCGGCCGUGCUCAACCAGUGGACGGCCACGCCCCUCGCCCUGGCCGGCCUCUGCCCCGCCUCCCAGGCCGACGCCCUCCUGCUCAACCGCCGGCCCCGCCCCGCCACGCCCGGGAGCAAGGAGUCACGGGACACGGCGUCUCAGUCCUCGGGCUCGUCUGAGGUAGGGGAUCCUCAGGAAGGGGUCCAGGAGGAACCUGUAAGAGACCAGGGGCCCCCAGGGGACCAGGGGCCCCCAGGGGACCAGGGGGGUCCAGGGUUGAAGCAGCCCACCCUGCACUCCUCUACCCUCAGCCUGGAGACGUGUGGGUCGUCCUCCCAGCUGUCCUCCAGCAUCAGCUCUGACAGCCUCCUGCAGGGCCAGGAGCUGGACCUGGACCUGGCCCCCAGCCGGAGGGCCCCCAGAGAUGUCGGCGUGGACCCCCGGGGGGGGGGCGCACCAGACAGCCAGGACUCCACCAGGGAGGCCUCCUUUGUGUCCAGCGCUGGCCGGGACCCCUGCUCCGGGACCAGCACCUCGGGGGGCUCCAGUGAGUCCGACGGGGAGACCAGGAGCCCUGGCCCCUCCCCCCAGAGCCACGGGGACCCCCCGGCCCAGAAGGACCCCCAGAACCACCAGACCCCCCCGUCCCAGCACCACCAGGAGGUCCAGCACAGCCCGAACCGGGGCGGACCGACCCUCAGCCAGACCCCGCCCGCCCCAGACCCCCCAACCCUGAGGGUCAACAACGUGGACCUCUCCGUCCCAGCUGGGGCCGACCCGCUCCCCGCACCGCGCCACCCUGCGGGGUCGGGGUGGGACCCUGACGAUCCCACGGGGGGUCCUGAGACGCUGCAGAAGGAACCGAAUGGAGAGGCGUGGGGGGAGGGGUACCUGCAGCCGCAGGCCAACAGAGGGGUCCGCCCCCGCUCGGCCUGCGUCGUCAGCAGGAGGCAGUCGUCAGACUCUCUGUCGCAUUCCCGCUCCUGGAUCUCGGACGACGACAUCUACAAGCCGCACCUGGGGGAGGAGUCGGACCCGGAGGAGGACGGCGCGUCGGGACUGCAGACCAACGAGGCUCCGCCACCUGAGGGCCCCCCCGCCAGGGUGGUCCAUCGCAGGCAGGCCGGGCUGUCCAACCCGUUCCGCGGGCUGCUGAAGCUGGGCCACCUGGAGCGCCGUGGGGGGAUGGGCAUCUGGAAGGACUACUACUGCGAGCUGUCGCCCUUCGAGUUCCGCCUCUACCUGGACGACGACGAGCGCACCUGCGCCGAGAACUGCUCCCUGCUGCGCUGCGAGGGGGCGCGGCACACCUCGCCCUCCGGCGGCCGCUUCACGCUCUCCUUCCCCCGGAAGCGGCUCUACCUGCGGGCGGCAGACCGCGGCGAGGCCGAGGACUGGGUGGACCGCAUCGUGGAGGCCGCUAAGAAGUGCCAGCCCGCCAGUCGCCACGACGACCACUGGGAGGAGCUGCAGUUCGCCGACGACAGGGAGAAGGACGAGAGGGCCCCGCCCGGCUCGUCGUCCCCGGCCCCCGCCAGCCCCCUGCGUCGCGCCUCCUUCUCCGGCGGGGAGAAGGAGGCCGCCGGUGGCGGUGCGGCGGGAGCUGGGGCGGACCCUGGGUCGGCGGCCCCGGGUCCCCCUCCCACGGAGGAGCUGGACUGGGGGCGCGGCGGCGGCGAGGCCGAGCCCGACGCCAUCAUGGAGGCGGUGCUGUACUCCCACUCCUCGAGGGGCCCCGGGGCCCGGGGGAGCGCCUGGGAGCCGUUGGUGUUCUCCCUGUCCCUGGAGCGCCUGCGGGGCUUCGGGGUGCCGGAGGAGGGCCAGAAGGGGGGGGUCCGGGUCAGCCUGCCCGUGGAGGAGAUCCGGGACGUGGUGCCGGACGUGUCUCUGGGGGGGCCCGAGUUCUUCAAGCUGCUGACCAGCUCCGGGGAGAUGCUGCGGCUGCGGGCCCAGACGGCCGAGGAGGCCCGGUCGUGGAGGGUUCUGAUCCGGGGCGCGCUGGACUCCUACCUGGAGAGCGGGGAGGAGGGGACGGGGGCGGGGUCGGGGGGCAACGUGCGGCGGCUGGUCCAGCACGCGCUGAAGGAGGACGGGGGGAUGCUGGAGCAGAUGUUCAGCGUGCCUGCGCACGUCGGCCUGGACGCUCAGGGCUUCACCUGUGCAGGUUGCCCCCGGCAGAUCGGUCUGUCCCAGGCCAAAGCGCGGCUGUGUGACUUCUCCGGCCGGUACUACUGUGACUCCUGUCACCAUGGUGACCUGAGCAUCAUCCCCUCCCGCAUGGUCCACAACUGGGACCUCACUCCCCGACAGGUGUCCCGGCGGGUCCUCGGGCUCAUGGGCCAGGUGGAAGAUGAACCCCUCCUCAACCUGGAGCAGCUGAACCCGGGGCUGCUGGGCCACGCCCGGCCCAUGGCCCAGGUGCACCAGCUGAGGCUGGCGCUGUGUUCGCUGGGAGACUACCUGUCAGCCUGCCGCAGCGUAGCCCGCAAGACCCUCCUGGCCAGGAUGGGGGCACGCAGUUACCUGCUGGAGUCCAGUCAGCUCUACAGUGUGAGGGACCUCCGCCAGAUAGCCGAGGGCCAGUAUUCAGCCUACCUGUCGUCGCUGGUCCAGGUGUGCUCUGAGCAUGUGCACCAGUGUGACCUUUGCUCCCAGCGAGGCUUCAUCUGCCAGAUCUGCCAUGCCGAUGACAUCAUCUUCCCCUUCCAGCUGGACCGCACCAGCAGGUGUGGAGAGUGUAAGGCCGUGUUCCACGCUACCUGUAAACUGGGCUCCUCCUCCUGCCCCCGCUGCCUCCGCUUCAGGAAGUACCUGGAGAGAGACCUCCAGGACUGACCGCACCCCCUCACCUGGACCCACACGGGGUCAGGGCUGAACCAGGCAUACCUGACCGGGGCAGAUCCACCCCGAGACAGACAGGCGGCCGGGCCAGGAACGCCCACCCCGGGUCAGACUGAAGCAGAAUGAUUCAGAUCAAUUAUUUAUUUCUUACGUGGGGAAACCUCAAGUGCAAUUCUGAAGACUGGAAGCAAUUCGGAAGUCGAGCGGUAUACCUGAAGAGCUCUCUUCGCCAUCACCACACCACACACUAGCUACGCUACCUUUAAGCGUUACCUCACUGCCGCUAUGCUACGCUACAUGGUAGCUACUCCAUGCUGUAGCUGGGGUACAUACUGUAGUAACCACACCGUACUGUAGCUAGACUAUGCUUUGCUAUGCUUUAGCCAGGUUAUGCUACACUGUAGCUACAAUGGGCUAUGUUGAAGCCAUACCACAUCUUGGCUACACUUUUCUGUAGCCAGGCUAUGCUACACUGUAGCUACGCAGUGCUUUGUUUAAGCCAUACCCCACUGCAGCUACCCUAUGCCACUCUCCAAUGUAGCCAUGCUAGGCUGUGGGCCAGCUCUACCAACCCAUGGGUUAGGCCCCACCGGGGGCCAGCUUCAUCCCCCUUGGGGCUGCAUCACAGCGGGGCUUGGUGCUGUUGCUGUGGUCCCGGGUAUGCGAGCGCUCCCGCACUCGUCCAUAGCUCCUCACCACCAGAGAGCCCACGGGGAACGGAAGGUCGGUGCCAAGGAUGAUUUGCCAAGGACAUUUGAAAUGCUAAUCCAACGUUUCCUCAUCACCAUUGUUGCUCUUAAGUUUGAAGGACAAUUCCUGUUCCGGCCCAUGCUUACAGAGUUGUGGUCCUGAACCUGGGACAGGUGACCUUCUUCUGGGUGGUAUUGUGCCUUCCUUAUCUGAACCAGAACUCCCAUUCACACCACACAAGACAAACCAUGACCUCCGUUCACACCGCAUGCCAGACGGCGUGUGCGGUGUGAACGGAGGUCACGGUUUGUCUUGUCUGUUUAUAAUUGAGUCAUCUCCAUGGGGUCUUAAUGAAAAUAUUCUGAACAUCAUGUGUUGAAUGUAUAUGAAUUUAAACAGAAUAUAACAAGGAUUUUGUGAUUUUUAAAGAUUUUAAACUUGGAGCUAGGUCUGACGUGUGGCUCUUUUGUACUGAAGCAUGACUGUUAAAGAGGCCCUCUUCUUAAAGGGACGCUUAGGGUCCCUCGCACACGGCUCUUAUUCAUGUGAUAUAUGAUCACAGGAAAACAUGCUGAUAACUACGGUUUUAACCUCUUUAUGAUUGGUGAUUGUGGUGUUGGGAGUUGCAUGCGGAGAGAACCUGGGGUAACGGUCAGCGCUUGAAUCUUAACUCUGCCAAAACAACUAGGCUCAGGAUAUUAAUGUGUUUUUUUAAUCAAUCUCAUCACAUUUAUAUUAGUGCUUACAUGGCAAUGGUGAUAAAGUCAAAUAAAGCGUUUGGAAGUUGGAUUUUGGUGUGUGUACUUUGUGUUUAUGAAUGGUCAGUUUUCUACAUUCUGCAUUUGUACAGUAGGUUGCUGUUAUUAUAACAAUAAAUGCUUUUAACAUAAAUCCUAGAUGUUUUUUUCUCAAAGGGUGCAGAAGA